AUGGAGAACAACACCACCCUCUUCCAGGAUGGUUCCAGGAUAGUAAACCUGACAGAAAUGCCCCUGAACCCUCUUGAGGAACAGGUCAUAACAAUAUGUUUGACGUUGCUCAUCUGUGUCAUUGGGAUUGCGGGUAAUAUCAUGGUGGUGUUAGUUGUCCUGCGCACUAAACACAUGGUGACCCCGACUAACUGUUAUCUCGUCAGUCUGGCGGUGGCAGACCUCAUUGUGCUUCUGGCUGCAGGACUGCCCAACAUCUCUGAUGUCAUAGCGUUCUGGAUCUACGGAUACACAGGAUGCUUGUGUAUAACUUAUCUUCAGUACCUGGGCAUCAACGUGUCGUCAUGCUCCAUCACGGCCUUCACCAUCGAACGAUACAUUGCGAUUUGUCACUCCAUCAAGGCGCAGUUCAUAUGCACUGUUUCCCGAGCCAAGAGGAUCAUAGCAGGAGUCUGGAUCUUUACCUCCCUCUACUGCAUCAUGUGGUUCUUCUUGGUGGAUAUCGAUAAAACAGAGUAUUCCAAUGGUGUGGUGGUGACAUGUGGCUACCGUGUUUCCAGGAGUUUCUACAUGCCCAUCUACUUUCUGGACUUCACUUUGUUCUAUGUGAUCCCACUCACUGUUGCCACGGUUCUGUACGGGCUCAUCGCCAGGAUUUUGUUCAUGAGUCCUCUCCCCUCGCAUCUGAGUGACAGAGCUGGAGGAGGGUCGGUUCACCAGGGUCACUCCGGCGGCACCAACAAGGCCAACAAAGGUGCUGUCUCUGCUCGGAAACAGGUACAGGACAGGCUAGAAUAUAAUCGUUUGAACCAUCUUUAUAUAGGUUAUUAAAUCUAGUUCUUGUUGAAGAUUAUAUCAAGAUAAAAUUCUCAGGGUUAGGAGUGUCUAGAUCUUGGUCAGUAGAUACAUUAUUUUGAUACUGAUUGAGUUAUAUCAAUAAUUAUUGGUAGGUUUGCCUUAGAUUUGGUCAGGGGUGAUUAUGCUUAAGUUGUUUGUGAUCCAUCUUGUCAUGUGAGGGGAAGGUACACAUACUCAGCAUCGUCCUGUGAGAAUUUAGGCUCUCUUCAGUGAUGCAGGUCAUUUGGCUUGGCAAGAACCGACACUUUCAUCUCACUAAAAGCUGUAUAUUGUACCAUUUAGGCUUUAAAUGAAUCAGCCAUUUGUUGCAAAGUUACGGUUGACAUGUGCGCAAGUAUUUUACUUAAAAUUUCUCUAACCAUCCUCACACUCUGGCUGGUUACCUAAGAGAUGACGUGGAAGGAGGCCCUGUUAAACUUAAUUCGCAAAGUAUACAUCACAACGAAUGCUCUGUUGUUCCUGCAUUAGUUUGAUCAUUGUAUUCAACAGAUGUCCAGAGAGAACUCAGGUGGAGCUAUUUUGCCUUUAGAAGAGUGGUCUGUGGCGGUCUAAGUGGCUGAUUCCUCUCUUCAGAAGUUUUAGUGGCAAAUCAGAUUGGUAGAAUAACAGGCCAGAAGGAUUUGACCUCCCAUUCAACCUGUGGACACCUUAAGCGCUCCAGAAAGAUGUGCAUAUUAUUCUCAAAGAGACGGACGCUGAUAUAUACUCAGCCUGUCGGGAAACUUGAAUUGGCAGCAGAAAAGCAGAGGAAAUAAAUUGUUCUUGAUGUUGGCCAUUUUAAGCAAAACCACUUUUUCCUCCCGCUGUGAUACAAAUUGGUGUUUGAACUUUUUCUGCUCUGGCAUUACCCGGUCUUCAAUUGCGAGAAUGUUAGAAUAUUAGGGUUAGCAUUUGGUAAAGUGGGUGUCAAGUGAUGGCCUUGUAGCUCCAUGUAUAAUAGUUUACGUGUCUGAACAGCAAACACAUACUGUCAGUAUGUUAGAGUGCAGUUUUUCUCACUGUUUUCAGCAGAUCAGAGUCUACAGAGACUUUCAUCACUAUUUUGGCAUGAUGGUAAAAUUGUUUUACAACUGGAUGGGAAACUUGUUUAAAGUUUUGUGAAGUUAGCUUAGAGGAAAGGGUAAAAAUAUGUUACAUACAGACGUAUCACACACCACAAAAAGCAACAAAAAGAGACAAAUCCACAAAAAAUCACAGGGAGCAACUGGGGACACAGGUAUACGCACACGUCGACAAACGUACAAUGAACCAACCAGGGCAGAGGGGAAGACAGGGGCUAUAUACACACUAGGAAACGAGCAACAGGUGAAGCAAACGAGACACAGGUGAAACUCAUGGGUGAUGAACAAAGAAGGGAAAACCAGACUAGAAACACAAGGAAUCAACUUCUACAAAAUAAAACGGGAAACACUGAAAACUGAUCUAAAGAAUAAAACAUCUUGUGUCGUCAUGUGUUUUGAUCAUGAAAUAGUUAAUGGCGUUCCAGUUAACAAGUCGGAAAACCAAGAUGGACGCCGACAGUUACCCAUUGUUAGCCAUUGUUAGCUGUUGUUUACAAUUGUCAGCUGUCGUUGGCUGUUGUCAGCUGUUGUCAGUUGUUGUUAGCGGUUGUUAGCUAUACCAGUUGUGAACAAAGCAUAACACAGUAUUUUACUCUAACAAACACCAUAGCACCGUGUUCACAGUUAGACGUUGGGCAGCAAAACAUAUACUACUUAUUUAAUUUCACAAAAACAAAACUGAAGUGCUAAUAAUAAUCCAUUACGAGAGCUUUUACUGUUACUCUUUACUAUUGAUGCACUGCGCUACCAUCUUGAAUUAUGACGUUGUUGUCAAGUCGGGGUUGGCGAGGAUCAUCCGAUUUUCCGAGUAAGAAGUCUGACUUUAGGGGGGUGUUCCAGAUGAUUUUAGGACUUGAAACUCGUAAAUUCCGAUUUCCGAGUGCAACUGGAAUCCAGCAAUAGUGUGUUUAUUUGUUGGGACCUCAAACAUGGACUGGAAAACAGUCAAACUGCCCAGUCACCAUGCCUCUGCUAUGCUAUCAUGCUGUCUCUUGAUGCAAUUCCUACUCACUACACACUGUCGUCGUUCUUCUUUUAACGGCCCUCCUGCUCUCCUUUCUCUUUAUCUAUACCAACAGAUAACAAAGAUGUUAGCCGUAGUGGUCGUCCUGUUCGCUUUGCUCUGGAUGCCGUACCGAACACUGGUAGUGGUCAACUCCUUCAUCGACCCGCCUUACCACAACACCUGGUUUCUGCUCUUCUGCCGCAUGUGCAUCUACACCAACAGCGCCAUCAACCCCAUCAUUUACAACCUCAUGUCCCAGAAGUUCCGCGUCGCCUUCAAGAAGCUCUGCAAGUGCAACUGGCGGAAGAAGAAGGAGAAGGCGGCGGAGUACAACAUGCCGAUCUAUUACAGCGUGAUGAAAGAUUCCUCCCAUGAGAGCAACGAUCAGGUCACAGAGCAGGACGACAUCAGCAGCCAAACCACCAAGAGGUUUGACCAAACAGACGACGACGCAAGCACUUUCAGCAUUUCUUAA
Molecule: messenger RNA, 3400 nt
Organism: Xyrichtys novacula (pearly razorfish)
Lineage: Eukaryota; Metazoa; Chordata; Actinopteri; Labriformes; Labridae
Source: the annotation of a GenBank genome assembly